AUGGUGAGCACUGUGCUCAAGAUUACAAGUGGAAGCCAAAUCUUUCGUGUGCUGUUCGAGAAGAACCCGGACGAGCUGGACUAUGAGGCCGUGAAAGCAGCAGCAGCUGACCUUUGCGGCCUUGACUCGCUGUCUAGGUAUCUUGACCAAGACGGAGCUUCUGUCGUCUUGUCGGACUGCAUGAGAGGAGACUUUCCGGAACUUCCAGACAACAGCCACAAGGUCCACCCACAGUGCUUCUGUGAUGCUUCUCCGAUUGAAUGUGAUAGAAACCGAGACACCAAAGACUUCCGCAUGGCAGGAGGCCAACUGAUCUUCGUGACCUCGAUGAGCUGUGCAAAUCUCAGCAUUGGCAUGGUUUUCCAUGUAGUUUGCAUGUGCGUGAGAUUGGCACAGUUCGACGAGCCUGACAAGCACAACAGGAAGAAGCGCAAGAAGCGAAUGGCCAAGACGAAGUCCCAGACCAGAAAUUCCAACAUGGAGGCCUCGGGGGCGCAAAGGCCUGUACCUCCACAAUCUCCGGAGGUGGAGAUUUCGUACAGCUCCACAACGGCCAUUGAGGACUUGAGUGAGAUGGAGAUGCAAACAAAUCAGCCACCUCAAGUGGACAUUGGCAUGUCGGACCUGGAUGAUGACGACCCGGACUGUGAACUCCCUGUGGAGACUCGCGACGAGGCUUCGGACGAUGACGUCCUUGUCCGAGCGGCUUCGUGCCCUUGCUUACCAACAUUUGGUGAGGACCUUGUCGCCGAGGUUGACCGCCAAGAUGAGGCCAGCCAGCUCUGGCCUGCAACACCCGAGUCCACUCCGCCACAAUCUCCUCGCGCUGUUGUGUGGGUGCCUGCCGUUCCGGUAUUCAUGUGGCAGGCUGUUCCGAUUGACUUCGACCACUGCAAUGAAGUGGAUUGUCCGGUGGACUGCGGCUGGGGUGUUUGGAGUGAUUGGAGCCACUGCACGGCAUCGUGUGACGGUGGUACGCGGCAGAGAGGUAAGCCCAUCAAGGUGCAGAACAACAGUCUCGGAAAGCCAUGCAACAUGGCAGAAGGCAUUCAGGUGGAGGACUGUGGCACCAGCCCAUGUCCGCGGGACUGCACAUGGGCGGACUGGACCAAAUGGGGUGAGUGCUCAACCACCUGUGCUGGCGGAGUGAAGUUGCGGAGCCGGUCCAUAGCAGAAGCUGCUAUUGCCGAUGGCAAAAAAUGCGAAGGAGCCACUCAGGACGAAGAGGUUUGCAACGUCAAGGCAUGCCCAACGGAUUGCGUGCUUGCGGACUGGAGCAACUGGAAAGCCUGUUCGGUGACUUGUGGCAACGGCACAAGUCUGCGAGAACGCAAAGUCUUGGUGAAAGAGGAAGGCGGUGGCCGACCGUGCAGUGAACCGUUGGAGGAGGAGGUGCCUUGCACAGAAAAAGUUUGCCCGGUGGACUGCAGUUGGGGCGAUUGGAGCCAUUGGUCUCACUGCAGUCAGACUUGUGGGAGCAACGUCUCUUUGUGGGCUACGAGCACAAGGAAGAGGCUUGUGAAGGAAUCUGCCGGCGGAAGACCUUGUGACGGAGAGGACGAGCAGAAGAAGUUGUGUGGUCAAAAACCCUGUCCGAUCGACUGUGUGUGGGCCGAUUGGAACGAAUGGAAGGCUUGCACGAAAUCUUGCGGCGCUGGCAUCACCGAUCGUUUGCGCAACAUCUCGACCCCCGCUGCCCACGGCGGGAAAGAGUGUUUUGGCUCCACAAGAGAUGUGAAGACCUGCAAUGAGGAGAUGUGUCCCCAAGACUGCAGUUAUGCUGAUUGGGAACAGUGGUCCGAAUGCAGCCGGCCAUGUGGUGAGGGGACUGCCAUCCGCUAUCGCAUCAUUGAUACGCCAGCUGCACGGGGCGGUCAAGUCUGCCUCGGUCCGAAACAUGAGACGGGGGGCUGCAACGGCACUGACUGCGUGACAACGGCGGAGUUGAUCCGGAAAGGCUAUGCAUCGCAAAUCACUGGUGCCAUGCACAUCAUCACCGAAGAUCCUGUGAGCUAUGCGGCGAAUCCCUUGGUGGAGCAGGUGAGUCGCGAGGCAUUGGCGGAGUUCGCGGAGUUGCCUGUGCGACGUGUGCACGUGUCGAUGAUGCCGGAUACCAUGAAGCCCCGGGAUGUGGUCAACUGGUUCAGCAUGCUCGUUCCGAACUCAACAAACCUGACGGCUGUGCUGGACUAUAUUUCCAAGAAGGAUCUGACACAUGCUGGGCGAAUCCUGCGCAACAAGCUUCGGCGAGUAGGUGUGCUCAUUCUCGUCAAUAUCUCCAAAUUGUAUGUGAACGCACAUGGCCACAAGGAAACGGACUCAACCGUGUUGGUGAAUACUACUACAGGUGCACCUCUGCCGGCAUGGAACAAUCCGAAUGCCACGCGAUUGACUGGGGUGGUGAAGAUGAUUGUGCCAGAACCCCUGAAGUUCGCAGAAGACCUGAAAACCAAAGAGGCAACUGAACAGUUGCUCGCAGAGCUGUCUGGGAUUGCCAAGCCAGGUGUACGUGCAUCACUCAUUCCAGACCAGGUUUACCGUUACGAGGCUGAGUUUGAUGAGGACGCAGAUGCAGCCGAAAGCCAGGCUGCGAAGCGAAAGAUUCCCAGCGACUCGAUUCAAAACAAGAGUGGCGAGGUCCAUUCCUGGUUCAGCCUGGUAGGGGCAGUGCAGCCCAACCGGGAGACGGCGACAGCGGAAGCCAGAAAGAUUGCGCAAGCCAUGAUGGCAGAGGACCUCAAGGCAGUCACCGUCAGGAACAACCUGCUUCUCGAAGCGGCCGGUCGCCUCGAUGCCCAGACAAAGGUCAUCCAGAUUCUUGCGAAAGCUGACGGAGACCAGGAGGAGGUCGAAGAAAAUGUCCUUGAUCAAGCUCCUGGGCAAGUACGCGUGACCGGGGUCGUUGAGAUGGUAACGGACUACCCGAAAUCCUUCUCUGCAGACCGCCGCUCUGAAGAGGGCCUGCUCCAAGCCAUCGCACAGCUCAGUGGCAUGCCCAGCAGCAGCGUUCGUGUGUCCUUGGUGCCAAGUGAGACACGCGUCGAAUCCUUACUGCAGCAGCCAACAGAGGGCGAAGAGGUGCCUCCGGAAACACCGUUGGAUGACAAGGAUGCCUUCAGCAACGAAGUCUCUGCCUGGUUUGUCAUCACUGUCCCGACGAAAGACGAACGAACACCCGAUGAAAUCGCUGAGAAACUCCGUGACCAGGACUUGACAAUCGCUGGCCUCAAAAUUCAGAACUGCAUCAUGGAUGAGGGCCUGGACUUGAGUGUCAAGGUCGGCCGUAUCACUGCCAUGGUCCAGACGACGACCACAACUACCCUGGGCACUGGGGUGAUCAAGAAGGUAGAUUUUCAUGGAGACGCUGGCCCAGAAGGUGCUACAGGCAACAAGACCUCUGCUGCGGCUGCCGCUGCAGCUGCCAACACUGUGCCUGGCUCUUCCUCAGUGGUCGGGGCAGAUGCCUCCACUCCGGCGAAAGUGAUUGCGGUGGUUGCUGCCGUCUCCCCCAACGAUGUGGAGCCGCCUACCAUGUCCAAUCCAGGCGGUGGCGAUGAAGAGUCUGAUGAUGAGGAGCAGGGCAGCAAGGUCACGAAGAGUUCGUCGUUGCUCGAGACUGGUCUAUGGCAUGUGGCUGCCGAUCUUCCUGUACUUCGCUUGAAGACCCUUGCACCUGUGCAGUGCUCGAUAAAGCAACCGUCAUGCGAUGGCUUCGACGGAACCCACCUCCUGGCCUUUUUCGUUGGCGGAGUUCUUGCACUGCUGACGGCUGGUUUGGUGCAGCAGCAUGUGGCGCAGAGGCUUCAGAAGCGAAAUGCCGUGCAACCAUGCAAGACUGCAGCGACGGGAGGUGCUGCUGCAGGUGGCACAGAUGCUGCCAAGGACAUUGAAAAGGGCACACCAGAUCCUGUAGCCGGCAAUGCGCUGGGCCAAGACGUUGCCCACCUUUGCGACAAGAUUCGGACGGUCCUUGAGUCAGAGGUGCAGCAGGGCGCGACAAUGAAGGAAGUGGAAGAUCGCGUGGAUGGCAUACUCAAGCUGUCCAAAAAUGAGCCCGCGGUUUCGACAUUGCGCGAGUCGGCAGCGCCUGCCUCCUCAGAGGAUCAUGAAACUGGACAUCCGAAGAUGCCGUCGAAAGGAUCCGUGGACACGCGGACACCGAGCUCCUCGAACCGCAGCGGCAGCACGGACCGCGACGCCGAGCAGAGCAGAGCGGAGGAGCUGCCCGGAGCCGUGGCGUUGCCGCCCGACCGCCCGAUGGGGAAGGCGCCCUUGCCGCCGCCUUUGCCUCCUGCAAAUCUCGAGCCGAUUGGGGACGAGGUGGGUCCGCCAAAGAUGCCAGAGCCCAAGGGCCAAGACGGCAUAGACACCACGAGCAGGUUUGGACCGACCGACAGGCAAUGCGCUGUACUCGAUCCUCCAGAGAAAUGUCUCGGAUUCGUAGACGAGGACGAGUCACAGCGCAAUUCCGUUGUGACCUUGCAGAGGAUCCUCUCAAAACGAGAUGCACAGACCACGGAGCUACAUCGACAGUUGCGGGACACGCGGCAGCAGCUCUGGCAACAGACAGCGGAAGCGCGUGCCGCGACGGCGAGGCUGAAUGCGUGCUUGAGCGACGCAAGUCGCACACCCCACGAGCAGGCAGAAGCCAUCGUGAGGCUUCAGAGCCAGGUGAAAGAGCUUUCUGGAAACCUAGCAGAGGCUCGCCAUCAGGAGCAGCAGUGGGCCAGCAUUGCAAAGCGCCAGCGCGCGUACCUGCAACAAAGUGAACGCAUCUCACAAGAAGGGAUGCAAAUCCUGAGGCGGCAUCCUGCAGGCGAAGUGUUCCUCGCACCCGCGCCGGUCUACGACGACGAGGAAGCUAGGGAGGAGCCUGUGUGGGAUGUUGGAACCGGAAGAACGAGCAGCAGCAGUGGUGGCAGUUCGCAUUGCAAUCCCUACGUCAUCGAUUCCUGGCCGUUCGAGCCAAACGUCCUCGCUGCACGCGCGUCGGUGCCGCCCAAUCUCAACCAGUGGGAGGAAGGCGACGAGGACUAUGAUGAUGUGGAUGAGGACUUGGACGAGGAUGAGCAUCCCCACUGGCAAUGGGAUGAGCAGGCGGAUCCGGAUGAGGAGGACACCUCGAGCCUGGAGCCAGAACGAAUGAAGGCUCCGUCAGCGUGUCGAGGCUCAACCUUGCCGCCAUUGACCGUGGAUACCUUGGCAAGUGCAUGGCUGCAUGAACAUCGAGCGUCGCAGCUUAGUGCGUCUGCAGCAGGACAGGCAGAGGCUAUGGCGCUCUUGUGUGGAUGCUGCACUGAUCAAGGUGAGCCUGUCGAGGCUGUCGAUUCUGCCAUCGAUCGAUUGAACGAUAAGCCAAAGGUCGCUGUGCCUGAUGAGGCCAAGUUCGGAGAUCCUGUAGCAAGCCCGCGCAACGACAGAGAGUUCGAGGUUGUGAUCGAGAAAAGCCCAGAUGAUCAACGAAUCGGCUUAGACAUCAGCGUUGUUGGUGGCAAGGUUCUCAAGGUCUGGAAAGUAAAAGACGGCCUCGUCAACGAGUGGAACAAGAAUCAACCGACUGAAAUGCAGGUAAAGGGCGGCGAUGCAGUAGUCGCUGUGAACGGCAAGCGUGGCAGUGCUGAUCAGCUAUUGGAUGAAGUGUCCAAGGGGCGGAAAGUGACGAUACUGAUCUCGCGGGGAAUGUUCGCAUGA
This is a messenger RNA of Symbiodinium necroappetens, 5691 nucleotides long. Lineage: Eukaryota; Dinophyceae; Suessiales; Symbiodiniaceae. The record is from the annotation of a GenBank genome assembly.